UCUAGGAUAUGCAUAUAGGCUACAUGUAUAAUGUGUAGUAUUGACACAAUCAUUAUUACUUUUCUAAUUUUAUUUUUGUUCAACUUAACAGGUUCGAUUUUUGUCAACCAGCUGUACGAUCCUGCUUACAUAUCAUCAGGCAAAAGUCCAGACUAUCGCAGUGAUCUUCUGGCUAUUAGAUUUGCCUCCUUCAACCCUAUCCUGGACCCAUGGGUGUAUAUUCUGUGCAGGAAAAACUUAUUAACCAAAGGUUGCACGCAACUCAAACGUAUUAUUGGCCUGAGGAAAGGGGAUCAUAGUCAUGUUUUGGGUUGGAUGGAUGGUCAGCACUCACCUCCGUCAUUUGCGCAAAGCAAUUGCACAAGUUAUGCAUCCUUGCGCACAGCCAUCUGUAGAAACGACGUGGGUAAACAGACCUGCACGAACACUAAGUCUUAUGUGGACUUAACCCUUCGCCAGGCAUGGGACUUUGAUACAGCCCUGGCUGAGUUUCAUCCUUUCAGCGUCGAGCAGAACGGUGUCAUGGGUUUUGAUGAAGAUGAAGGAGCAUCAAGCCCCAAAAUCCUCACCAAGACUGUUGUAGCACUACCAGCCACUGAAAUAUUAGAAAAUAAAGCUGAAAUAGUGACCUGCACUUUCAGUACACCAAGUUCAUGUUUAUCAGAAAAGUGCAUGAGACAAUGAUGCCAGUAGAGAUUCAUUCUGUAAAGCACUGAGAAAAAAAGACUUUUUCUCUUUUCUGUUAUUUUACAUUCACAAGAAAUUCUGUGAAUUUGCUUAAUUUUGAUUCCGAAUGAUCCUGAUUUUAGGAUUAAACCAUGACGCUUGUAUAUCUAUGUUUUGUUAGAUGACAUGGAUGUGUUUGAUAUGUGGUUAUGGAUAUGCUGUUUCCUACUGUGCUGUGCCAUGUUGCAUGAUGGGUUGUACUUGAACUGUGACUUGUAAAACUGUGAAUAAUUUAUUAAAGGUGCAAUUUAUUUUCAUCAUAUGCAAGAGUACAACUGACCAACAAACUAAAAUAAUUCAGCAAUCCUAAAACAAUCUAAAAAAUGAAAUGCUUAUAUCGUAAAAAGCUAAAAUCAUAGUCUUUCAGAUAAAAUGAUUAAAAGAAUUUCAUUCAACACAAAAGGACCAUGUAUCUAAUGACAGUAUGCUGCAGUAUUAACUAUAGUGAACUGAUAAACUGUAAUAAAUACUGUAGUGUACUUUAGUUUUUACUACAGUAAACUGUAGUGUAUUGUAGUAUAAUAGUUGUAGGAAACUCAGUACAGUAUUGGGUAAAGUAAUUUGCUUAUAUUACUAUAGUUAUAUUACCACAGCAACUAUAGAAUUACCACAACAAAUUAAUUCAAGUACUUUACUAUAGUAUGGUUAAAAAACACUAUAGUAGCCUAUUUACUAUAAAUUACUAUAGUAUUUUGUCAUGUUCAUAAAUAGCAUAUCUGCUUAUCAAUCUGUCAUCUCUGAACAUACAAUAUGCAAUGCAAUAAAUACAAAAGUUGGAAAAAAAAUCUUUAUAAUCUUUAAAAUCUUCAUUCUUUAUUAUUUACCAGUCAAAUUUGUAACUGAGACAAGAUGAUUUCCCUUAACGACAAAAAAGCAGGAUUACUUUAAUGCUGGGAUUGCGGAAUGCAAUGGGAAUGCAUUUCCUUGACUUUCUUCAUGUUGUUUUUGUAGCUUGUUGUUUGCAAUCCUGUUUUCUCUGUUUCCUCUUUAUAGUGUUCAUGGUUGAGAUUUUUCUUAUUUUCUAGACUAUUUUAAGUCGUAAAGUGAGCAGGACAUGUUAAAAUGUAGCGCAUGGAUUCGGCAGGCAUGUAUUCACGAUACUAAGAUUGCAGCCGGUCUCUUGGAGGGUGUGUGGAGCCCUCCCUAGCUCUACAGCGCCCCACAAAUUUCCACCACAAUUGUGGUGAAAAAUGGAACUGCAGCGCGCUCUCAUAGAGAGCCAUUGGGGCAGAUUUCUGGCUGCCCCGGUCAUUUUCACGUUAGGUAAUAUGCGAGCCACAAAUUAAAUCUUGGCGAGCCGCGCAAU
Molecule: messenger RNA, 2032 nt
Organism: Ctenopharyngodon idella (grass carp)
Lineage: Eukaryota; Metazoa; Chordata; Actinopteri; Cypriniformes; Xenocyprididae
Product: prostaglandin E2 receptor EP4 subtype-like
Exons: 1
Coding region: 31-684 (217 amino acids)
Biological process (GO): adenylate cyclase-activating G protein-coupled receptor signaling pathway; positive regulation of cytosolic calcium ion concentration; cellular response to prostaglandin E stimulus
Cellular component (GO): plasma membrane
Molecular function (GO): prostaglandin E receptor activity
Source: RefSeq, a predicted model, not a curated record